AUGGGUGAUCGUGUGGAUAUGGUUUGUGAGUUGGACAACGUGGAGGAAAGUAUUUCACCUAAAAGAAGAAAUAUUCCAGGUAAAUUGAUACAGAGCCGUCAGAAGACCAUGAUUAUCAACAUGUAUAAGGACAUGAAAUUGAAGUCUCCGAGUAAGCCGUACAAGGAAAUGAUGGUUGAAAUGUCAAAUAUUACAGGUAUUGGUCGCAAUUCGAUAGUUUCAAUUAUUUCUGAAUACAAAAAAACCGGAACUGUUAUGUCUCCUAAUAAGACAUGUAAUAAGAAGUGUCUGUUCAAUCGCAUUGACGAUUUAGAUCGUAAUGCACUUCGUCAAAAAGUUCAUUCCUUUUGGUUGAGAAAAGAAAUACCAACCAUCGACAAAAUUUUGCAUGCGGUGAAUGAAGAUCCUGCCCUUCCCGAUUUCAAACGCACUUCGUUGUAUUCGUUGAUAAAGAAAUUGGACUUUGUCUUCACCAAGAGGAAAAGAUGCAGCGUGUUGACGGAGCGAGAAGAUCUGUUGGUUUGGCGUCAGAAUUAUUUGUACGGUGUACGUAAAUAUAGAAAAGAAGGUCGUACCGUCUACUAUCUAGACGAAACGUGGCUAAAUGCAGGUGAUUGUGUUGACAAAGUGUGGGUCGACCAGACAAUUCGGUCAAAACAUGACGCUUUUAACAAAGGUCUGACAACAGGUGUUACGAACCCGACUGGCAAGGGCAAACGUUUGAUAAUUGUACACAUUGGCUCGCACAAAGGUUUUGUAGAUGGUGGUCUGUUAUUUUUUGAAUCAAAAAAAAAUAGUGCAGACUACCAUGACAAAAUGAAUGGUGACAACUUCCACGAAUGGUUUAAGUCAAUUCUUCCACGCCUUGAUCCAGACUCGGUAAUUGUGAUGGACAAUGCCCCGUAUCACUCGGUCAGGACAGAAAAAAUACUGACAUCCAGCACAAAAAAAGAAGACAUUAUAUCGUGGUUAAUUUCAAAAAACGUUGUCAUUGACCGAAAAAUGUUUAAACCACAAUUACUGGCGAAGGUCAAAGAAAUAAAGGGGCAGUAUAUGUCAUAUAAUGUCGAAAGUAUGGCCAAAGACGCCGGGCAUAAUGUAUUGAGAUUACCACCCUACCAUUGCGAAUUGAACCCGAUAGAAUUGGCAUGGGCAAUGGUUAAGGGCUACGUCAAACAGCACAAUACGACAUACAAAAUCGAUGACGUUAAGCUCCUUCUGAACACGGCAAUUGAACGGGUCACCAGCGAAAAUUGGCAACAUUUUCUUCAACAUGUCAAAACAGAGGAGGAUAAAAUGACAGAAGUAGACGAAAAUAUGGAUGAAAUUAUAGACAAUUUAGAACCCUGUGUUCUCACCAUAACAGGCGAUACUUCCAAUUCUGACGAUGACUUGUAA
Molecule: messenger RNA, 1398 nt
Organism: Metopolophium dirhodum (rose-grain aphid)
Lineage: Eukaryota; Metazoa; Arthropoda; Insecta; Hemiptera; Aphididae
Exons: 2
Coding region: 1-1398 (465 amino acids)
Molecular function (GO): nucleic acid binding
Source: RefSeq, a predicted model, not a curated record